CUCUCCUCUCAGCCAAUCAGAGACACCGAGCUAAUCCGUUGCAAAUCCCAGCGGAGUGGGGAAAGCGAAACUGCGGGCGAAGACGAUCAUGGAUGCAACCCCCUUCUUCGCCAACCUCAAGAAGGAAGCUUCGUGCCCCGUUUGCCUAGGCUACUUCCAAGACCCUGUAUCCACACCCUGCGGGCACAAUUUCUGCCGAGCCUGCAUUGCACAGUGCUGGGAGGAAGUGGAGGGAGAUGCGUCUUACUCUUGCCCUGAGUGCGGGGAAAACAACCCGCUAAGAAACUCCUCGGACAACCAGCAUCUGGCACGAAUUGCCGAAACAGUCCAGUGUUGGCACCGAGAAGCAGCCGGGGUGCAAGACCGGGAAGAGCAGCGACUGUGCGAAAAGCACCAGGAACUCCUGAGGAUUUUCUGCAAAGAUGAUAAAAUCCAGAUCUGCCUGUUGUGUGAAAUCUCCCGGGAACAUCGGCAUCACACCGUGAUCCCUGUUGAGGAGGCUGCCCAGGAUUAUAAGUACCAGUUUCAGAUGGAACUGAAGACCUUGAGGCAAAGGAGAGACAAACUCCAGACCCUGAAGAUAGAUGAAGAGAGAAGAAGCAGGCAAUUUCUAGAAAGGUUGGGCAAUGAAGGGAAGAGGGUCGUGUCUGAAUUCAAGCUGCUGCAUCAGUUUCUGGGGGAUCAAGAACAACUUCUGCUUGCCAAGAUGGAACAACUAGAGAAUGAGCUGAUAAAGGAGAAAAAGGCCAUCACUUUCAAACUGUCGGAAGAGAUUUCAAAUCUCAGUGACCUCAUCAGUGAGAUAGAAGAGAAGUGUAGCCAUCCAGCAAAUGAAUUUCUGCAGGAUCUCACAAACAUCUUAAACAGGUGUGAACAUCAGAAGAUCCAGCAGCCAAUGGAGCAUCAUCUCGAUCUAGAAAAAAGGCUGAAUGCAUUUUCUGAGGAAAGCAUGAAUCUAGAAGAAAUCAGAAAGAAAUUCAAAGACGCUCUGCCGUCUGAACUGAAAAGCCCAUCCUUGUUAAAACAUGCACUGGGGACCCCAAAAGGGAGGCGAAGAUUGUUUGACCUGCCCUUUGCUGAGGUUGCAAAAAGAACAGGCAGAAGAGUGAAUGUGACUCUGGACCCAGAUACUGCAAACCCAUUCCUCAUCCUCUCUGCCGACCAGAAGAGCGUGCGACUGGGAGAUAUAUGGCAGGAUGUAUCUGACAGUCCCGAGAGAUUUGAUACUUAUCCAUGCGUGUUGGGCUGUGAGGGAUUCAUAUCAGGGAGACACUACUGGGAAGUUGAAGUGGGGAGUGGGAGAUACUGGGCUGUGGGCUUCGCCAAAGAAUCUGUGAGGCGAAAAGGAGAAAUCAUCCCUAGCCCUGAGGAGCAGAUCUGGGCACUACAACAGUAUGGAGAUUACUUUGAGGCUCUGACUUACCCUGUGACCACCCUGUCCCUGAACAGCUGGCCCCGGAGGAUCCAGGUUUUUCUGGACUAUGAAGAGGAUCAGGUGGCCUUUUUUGAUGCCGAUACAGCAGCUUUGAUCUAUGUUUUUUCAUCUGCUACUUUUGGUCAGGAGAGAUUCCUCCCUUGGCUCUGGGUAUGGCCAGGAACAGAGCUGAGACUUUACCAGUGAGAUUUUAUCCUGGACAAAUUGCAGUGAAGCAGAAACACAUUCACACACAGGAUGAUUUUUUUGCCUUUUGACAGAGACAGUCUCUUACAACAGUAGAAGUGUACAGGAUACGUACGACUUGCAAAUGAUCAGGUCUACUCAUAAUAUCUAUUCAGUAGGCAGUACAUUCUCAGGAAAUAUUCUUAGAAAUGCACUGUUGAUCACCUAUCCUAAGGCAGGACAAAUAUUUAUACUAUGGAACAAUGUCUGAAUCCUCUGAAGAGAAACUCCAACUAUUGUGCCAAAUUAUAGUAAAUCAUGCUAUGCACAUAUAAAAUCAUGCAAAUUGUAUACCAUUUUCUAGUUCUGCAAUUUCAUGCAAUCAUAUAAAAUCAUACAAAUUGUAUACCAUUUUCUAGUUUUGGAAAAAAAUUCAAAAGUCAGUGAUAAGACAAUGUAUUUUCAUGUUGAUUUUGAUAUGAAACUGUUCCAGUUGCAUAUGAUGCCUAUUAAAGUGAAGAUUUAUAUGCAAGUAUGACUCAGAUAAAUCCAUGUAAUUCUC
Messenger RNA from Sphaerodactylus townsendi, 2162 nucleotides. RefSeq names its product zinc finger protein RFP-like. The record is from RefSeq and is a predicted model, not a curated record. The coding region runs from base 89 to 1621 and encodes 510 amino acids. The transcript has 7 exons. Gene Ontology annotation, molecular function: protein binding; zinc ion binding. NCBI's taxonomy places the organism in Eukaryota, Metazoa, Chordata, Lepidosauria, Squamata, Sphaerodactylidae.